AGCCAUCCUUAUUUUGUUGUCUUUCAAAAACCCUACUAAAUUUUAGUUCAUUCAGUGAUUUUUAUUAGUGGUUUCAAUAAUGGCCAAUAUAUCAGCCAAAAGAAUUAAAAGGGAAUUCAAAGAAAUCAUGAAAAGUGAGGAGGUAGCAGGAGGCGCGAUCACACUGGAGCUCGUGAACAACAGUUGGACGGAGCUGCACGGCACCAUCGCCGGCCCGCUCGACACGCCGUACGAGGGCGGCACCUUUCAUCUAGAAAUCAAAGUGCCUGAGACUUACCCAUUCAAUCCGCCCAAGAUCCGUUUCAUCACAAAAAUCUGGCACCCUAACGUAUCGUCGGUCACCGGCGCGAUCUGCUUAGACAUCCUGAAAGACCAGUGGGCCGCCGCGCUCACGCUGCGCACCGUCCUGCUCUCCAUACAAGUCCUGCUGUCCGCCGCAGAGCCCAACGACCCGCAGGACGCCGUCGUCGCCAAACAAUAUCUAGAAAACCAACACCUCUUCAAUGUCACCGCGAGGCAUUGGACCAACAUCUACGCGGGCGGGCCCACCGCCAUCCAAGACUGCAACCAGAAAAUACAAGUCCUUCUAGAUAUGGGUAUAAACGAAGACCAGGCUAGAGUAGCGCUUUCUACCUACGAUUGGAACCUCGAAAGAGCGACGGAGCAGAUAUUUAGUUAGUGAGGUCCGUUACACGGUGUAAGGUCAGGUGGGGGAUGAAAGAGGCUAGUGCACUCUAUAUAUGGAUAGACCGAUCGUGACGCUGUAUGCACACCUAUGCUCAUCUAUGAAAAUGCCGCAGUGUCCCAAAGGUGACAACCAUAUCAAAGGUACAAUGCCGGGCUUUGGCUCGGUUCGUAGCCGGACUUUCAUUAACAGGUAAAUGAAAUGAAUACUGAAGUAGAAGCAACUAGUGCAGGAUCUUAUAAUCUACACAGCUGAAUUUUAUGGCGCUGGGUGACCCGAAAUGGCGCUGAAUGGCCUUUUUUAAAAUAUUUUGCUUUCAUUUACUUGUUUUUUUAUUCUAUUGACAAUGGUUUAGCUACUUUAGCUGUUGAUACUUUUAGUUUAAUUAGUCCUCUUGUAUUUCUUCCUUAUUCCACGAAUGAAUAAGAGACUUAUGAUUUGAUUUGAUUCAAGACUUCGAAUGCGAAUUUAUUCUUUUAAUUUUAUUAUUCUUAAAACUGAUAUUAAAAUGUUACUGGAAUUUAUUAAUUUCAUUUUAAUGUGAUCGAAAAAUCAUUAAAUUAUUAAACUACA
This is a messenger RNA of Leguminivora glycinivorella, 1258 nucleotides long. RefSeq names its product ubiquitin-conjugating enzyme E2-22 kDa (gene Ubc4). Bases 80 to 679 code for a protein of 199 amino acids. NCBI's taxonomy places the organism in Eukaryota, Metazoa, Arthropoda, Insecta, Lepidoptera, Tortricidae. Gene Ontology annotation, molecular function: protein binding. The record is from RefSeq and is a predicted model, not a curated record. The transcript is spliced from 3 exons.